Messenger RNA from Penicillium longicatenatum, 747 nucleotides. RefSeq lists its product as uncharacterized. The transcript is spliced from 3 exons. NCBI's taxonomy places the organism in Eukaryota, Fungi, Ascomycota, Eurotiomycetes, Eurotiales, Aspergillaceae. Gene Ontology annotation, biological process: vacuolar proton-transporting V-type ATPase complex assembly. Gene Ontology annotation, cellular component: extrinsic component of endoplasmic reticulum membrane; Vma12-Vma22 assembly complex. The record is from RefSeq and is a predicted model, not a curated record. The coding region runs from base 1 to 747 and encodes 248 amino acids.
AUGCCCCAGAUACCCACGCCUCCUGCAUCGCGACCAGGGUCGGAGGCUCCUGAGGUCGAGGUCAAGUCCGCGGAGACCCCGGCAGCUUCAGCGGAUUUGCUCCAGUCGUUGGAUACUCUCCUGGAACAGUACUUGCACCUGCUUGAUCGACAGCAGGAGUUACAGUCUGGGCUGGCAAAGCAAUUAUCUUCGGGAUUUCUUGCCCUCGCCCAUGCAAACUACACCUGUCCACCCGGCCGACGAUAUGGCGCGGACUACUAUGAUGAGCGGAUGAAAGCAACCAGGAAGAUUGCGAUCCAAAGGGCACCCGAGGAGGACGGAUCCACAAACUCGACAGAGGCUAGCAGCGCCCAAUCGAAUGAGUACGAAUACCAGUUUAACAUCGAGUAUACUCCAAGCCGCGCACCCGAAGCGCAGGUGGGGACAAAAGAAGAAUUGCAGUCUGAGGACUCGGACUCGGAGAAGACAUCGCAACUCGACACCCCCGGUGCUGGGGCCGAGAGCGAUUCGCCAGUUGAAGAUUCCGCCCCUGCCAAAUGCUCUGUCAAGUCCAAGGCGGCCAAGAAAUCUAGACCCAGUGAUCCUCUAUAUUGGUUCGGAAUCCUGGUGCCGCCUUCAUUACGCAAUGCUCAAAAGUCCUUUACCGACGGUAUUCAAAACGAAGUACCGGCUUUGGCGGCCGUGGUGGUCGAGAUGCGCGGCCUAGAGGACCAGAUCAAAAGACUACGGACGGAACUUGGAGGUUAA